AUGGUUUUAGUAGCUCUGUUCUUAUUUUGCUUAAUUUUAACUUUCAUUUGGAAAGACACAAGAAAACCAAAAAAAUUUCCUCCAGGUCCAAAAUGGUAUCCAAUUGUUGGUUGUAUUCCACUACUCCAACGAUUAAUAAAUAUUUUUAAGUUUUAUCAUUUAAUGUGGGAGCAUUUUGCAACGAUAUGGGGUCCUGUUGUAGGUUUUCGAAUUGGAUGUGAUCGUGUAAUUUUAAUAUCUGGAAUCGAUGCUGUUAAAGAAUUUUAUAGUAUUGAUGAAUUUAAUGGACGACCAAAUGGAUUUUUUUUUAAAGUUCGUUCGUUUAAUAAACGUUUAGGGAUCGUUUUUACAGAUGGAAAAGAAUGGGAAGUUCAAAGAAGGUUUUCUAUGAAAAUAUUAAAACAAUUAAUGGGAAUUGGUAAAAAUGGUUUAAUUCAUAUUGAAAUUGAAGCACAAAAAAUGAUUGAAAAUUUUCGUAAAAAAGCAAUAAAAAAAGAAUUAUUAGAAAUGCAACAUCUUUUUGAUAUUCCAGUUCUGAAUGUUAUGUGGGCUUUAUUGGCCGGCUAUACAUUUGAUGUUGACGAUACAAAAUUAUUAAAUUUGGUUAAAUUAAUUCAUGAAUGUUUUAGAGAUAUUGAUAUGUCGGGUGGAAUAUUAAAUCAAUUUCCAUUUAUAAGAUAUUUUUUCCCAGAAAAAUGUGGUUAUAAUAAAAUGAUUAAAAAUACCAAACCGCUAUUAAGUUUUUUAACAGAAAGAAUUAAGGAAAUUAAAGAUAAAAUUGGUACAAAUAAUUUGAAUAAAGAAAUUAAAAGUCUUAUUGAAGCAUAUUUAAUUGAAAUUGAGAAAUUUAAGAAUGAUAAAUCAACAUUUACAGCAGAACAAUUACUUAUUAUUUGUUUGGAUUUUUUUCAAGCUGGUUCUGAAACUACAAGUAAUACCUUAGGUUUUGGUUUGAUUUAUAUGUUACAUUAUCCUGAAAUAUUAGAAAAAGUUAGAGCUGAAAUAUAUGGUGUAAUAGGUCAAAAUCGUUUAUUAAAGCUAUCUGAUAGAAAUAAUUUACCGUAUACUGAAGCAGUAAUAUACGAAAUUCAAAGAAUAUCAAGUGUUGCACCUUUAGCUAUUAUUCAUCGUACAUUGCAAACUGUUAAUUAUCAAAAUUAUAUUAUACCAAAGAAUACUCUUGCAUUAGUUUCAAUAUAUAGUUUAAAUAUGGAUAAAAAAUAUUGGAUUGAUCCGCAUAAUUUUCGACCAGAAAGAUUUCUAAAUAAUGAUGGCAAACUUAUUCAUCAUGAAUAUUUUAUUCCAUUUGGUUUAGGAAAAAGAAGAUGUGUUGGAGAAAUGUUGGCAAGAUCAAGUUUAUUUUUAUUUUUUGCAAUUUUUGUACAAAAUUUUGACAUUGAAUUACAGGAUCAUAAAAAUUUACCAGAAAAAAUUGGUUUCGAUGGAAUUACAUUGAGCCCUAAACCAUAUAAAGCAUAUUUAAAAAUUAGAAAAUUCACAAAUAAUUAUAAAAACUAAUUACCCCUUACUUUUUUUUGUUGAAUUUGCAUAAAAUUAUAAUUAAGAAUAUUUAAAAUGGUUGAAUACAAUUUUAAUUAUUAUGUUUUUCAAUUA
Messenger RNA from Condylostylus longicornis, 1614 nucleotides. Its product is annotated as methyl farnesoate epoxidase-like. Gene Ontology annotation, cellular component: cytoplasm; intracellular membrane-bounded organelle. NCBI's taxonomy places the organism in Eukaryota, Metazoa, Arthropoda, Insecta, Diptera, Dolichopodidae. Gene Ontology annotation, molecular function: heme binding; oxidoreductase activity, acting on paired donors, with incorporation or reduction of molecular oxygen, reduced flavin or flavoprotein as one donor, and incorporation of one atom of oxygen; iron ion binding. Bases 1 to 1518 code for a protein of 505 amino acids. The record is from RefSeq and is a predicted model, not a curated record. The transcript has 3 exons. Gene Ontology annotation, biological process: xenobiotic metabolic process.